AUGUUUCAGAGGUAUAAAAGUUUGGGAAAGAGUAAAUGGUUGGGAGACCUGUAUAAGGACAAAGAAAAAUGGGUUCCUUGUUUCGUGAAGACCUAUUUUUGGGAAGGAAUGUCGACUACUCAACGUUCGGAAAGUAUGAAUGCAUUUUUUGAUAAAUAUGUUACAUCAAAGACAUCGUUGAAAGAAUUUGUCGAGAAAUACGAACUUGCAUUAAGAGAUAAAAUAGAAAAGGAGCUUAAGGCAGAUGCAAAGUCAUUUUUUACUAUCAUCCCAACCAAAACUCAUUAUGAAAUGGAAAAACAGGUUCGAAGCAUUUACAUUAACGAAAAGUUCCUCGAGUUUCAAAUGGAGUUAUUAAAGAAGACAUAUUGUGAAGUGAUUGAUGUUGUUGGUGAUUCCCCCGUGUUUACGUAUCACAUACAAGAAGAAAAAUGGAUACCAAAGCCAAAGGAGGAGGAAAAUGCUUGUCUUGAAAGUACUCCUGAAAAUGCUUGUCUUGAAAGUAAUGUUCUUGAAAGUAUUCCUGAAACUCCAUCUGAAGAUGAAAAAGAAAAAAUUAUGAUAAGAGUUAUCUACAAGGUGUCAUUUCAAAAAGAUGAUUGUAAAUUUGAGUGUAGUUAUCAUAAUUUUGAGUUUCGGGGUAUUGUAUGCAGGCAUGUGAUUAUGGUGUUACAUCGUAAUGAUAUAUUUGUGCUUCCAGAAAAAUACCUUUUACAAAGAUGGCGAAAAGAUGUGAAACGAUUACACACAGAUAUUCAAUACAGUUCUGAUGCUUGGAAAUUAACUCCCAAACAGAAGCGAUACAAUGAGUUAUGCAAUUCCUUUGCUGUGCUUGCAGAUGCAGCGUCUUCAAAUGAUGUCAAGUUUGCAGAUAUUAAGAAAUGGAUACAAGCGCAAUUGAAGGUCAGUAAUUUCAAUGAGGAGUCUACUUGCAAGUUGAAUGCCACUGUGGAAACUACUAACUCUCCACCGAUUGAAAGUAAAAAUAUCCGUAAUCCACCCGCAGCACCAAAAAAAGGUCGUCCUAAAGAAAACACACCUAAAGCUAAAGUGUAUACUAAAAACCAAGAAAAAAAAAAGAAAAUGCAGAGGUAA
Molecule: messenger RNA, 1095 nt
Organism: Papaver somniferum (opium poppy)
Lineage: Eukaryota; Viridiplantae; Streptophyta; Magnoliopsida; Ranunculales; Papaveraceae
Product: protein FAR-RED ELONGATED HYPOCOTYL 3-like
Exons: 1
Coding region: 1-1095 (364 amino acids)
Biological process (GO): regulation of DNA-templated transcription
Molecular function (GO): zinc ion binding
Source: RefSeq, a predicted model, not a curated record